AUGGCAGAGUCCCGGCAGCCCCGACUGACUCCCCAGCAUCCCCGGGGACCAGGAUCCCCACCAGCUGCUCGUACAGCUCUCCCCUCGCCGCCGUCGGGGCACGGUGGGGCCCGUGAGGAUUCCAGGGCUCGGGACCCCCCUGCCACCCGCCCCUUGCGCUCCCUCCCGGUCCCCGCCCUCCCCCGCUCGGCCCCCGCCGUGCGACCGCCGCUCUCCCGCAGGGCUGGCACCGGUCAAUGUUUAACCGGAGCGGUGGUACCGGUUGUGCGGGGCAGCCGGGGCCGGCUGAGGGUGGCUCCCGCCGAGACCGGCCGGGCGCUGCGGGCACCCCGAGCACCGGGUGUUGGGGGGCGCAUGGAGCCCGAGGGGGAGCGCGGCGGGGAACCCCAGCCGGACUCCCGGCCCAGAACGCUCCCACGGGGCCGGGAGAGACCGCAGCGGGGGUGGCAUCCCAAAAAGGCUGCGGGGGGACAGGACCGUCCUUCUGGCGACGUGGCGGGGACAGUGAGCUCUGUCUCCUGCUCAGGGCACAGUGGGGGUGGGAGGACGGUGAGAGCACAGCAUGACCGGGGGUCCCUCUACCCCAGCCUCCGGGGUGCCCGGGCACAACCCCCCAUCUGGGGGGCACCCACCACCCUGCUGCCCUCUGUUCCCCAAAGGAGUCCUGGAGAGGAGCAGGGGAGGCCCGUGGAGGGCAAAGAGACGCGUCUGAGGGUGGUGCUAAGGGUCCGGCCACUGACCUGCACGGAGACGCGGCGAGGUGACCAGCAAGUUGUGCACAGCCUCGGGGACGGCUCCGUGCACGUAAGCGCGGCCAGGCACGAUGCCACCUUUGGCUUCAGCGCCGUGUUCGACGCCGGCGCCUCGCAGGAGGCUGUGUUCGAAGGCAGCGGGAUGAGGCAGCUGGUGGAGCUGGCCAUGGACGGCUUCUCCUGCACCGUCUUUGCCUUCGGGCAGACCGGCUCGGGGAAGACCUACACCCUGAUGGGACCCCUCGCCCAGAGCGACACCCAGCCGGCGUCCCCGGCCCUGCUGGGGCUGAUGCAGAGGUCCUUCACCUGCCUCCUGGAGCAGAGCCGGAGCCGUGGCUCUGACCUUGCUCUCAGCGCUUCCUACCUGGAGAUCUACAACGAACAGGUAAGUGCCUGCCCAGCCCCCACUCCGGCCCUGCUGGCACCCUGUGCCCCGCUGCUCCGGUGCCUUCCCCCUGCCAUGUGCCAGGUCCGGGACCUGCUGAGCCCGGGACCACCGUGCGCCCUGCCCCUGCGCUGGAGCAAAACCCGCGGCUUCUACGUGGAGAACCAGCUCAGUGUGGAAUUCGAGAGCCUGGAGGCCAUCGUCAGCCUGCUCCUGCAAGGAUCCCAGAGGCGCCGGACCUCGGCACAUGCCCUCAACAGGCACUCGAGCCGCAGCCACGCCCUGCUGACCGUCCACGUCCGCAGCCCAGCCGCCAGAGCGUGCCCCAGCAAGCAGGGCACUCUGUGCUUCGUGGACCUGGCGGGCAGUGAGCGGGUGAAGGAGACCGGCUCCAGCGGGGAGCUCUCGGUGGAGGCCAACAGCAUCAACCGCAGCCUCCUGGCACUGGGACACUGCAUCUCCCUGCUGGCCAAACCCCGAGGGAAGCGAACGCACAUCCCCUACCGGGACAGCAAGCUCACCCGGCUGCUGGCUCGCUCGCUGGGCGGCUCGGGCAUCACCCUGAUGGUUGCCUGCAUCUCCCCGUCCUCACGCUGCCUCUCAGAGACUCUGAGCACGCUGCACUACGCCAGCCGUGCCCGGAAGGUCACCACCAGACCCCUGGCCAACAGGGUGUCCCGGGAGAAGCUGCUGCAAACCUUGGAGCGAGAAAUCCACGCCUUGCAGCUGGAAAACCUCUCCCUGCGCCAGCAGCUGUGCCUGCCCAGAGUGCCAGUGAGGAGCACGGAGGUCGCAGGGAACCCUCCCAAAGCAUGGGUGGGCUCUGGAGACAGGUAUGGACCACCAGAGGGAACCCCAGCCUGGCCCAGUCUCUACGGUCUCCUGCGGGACUUUGUGGUGGAGAACGAGCAGAUGAGGCAGCCCCAUCUGCGCCCACACCACAGCGGUGACAUCCCGGCUGGCCCAUCCCACAGAGCCACCCGCAGCUCCUGUGACAGCCAGCCCCUGCUCCGGAGUGCCCACACCCUGCACGUCCCCCACGGGCACUCGGUGAGGCACCAGCGGCCCGACACCACACCCAGCUCUGUCCCCCGGCUGCCGAAGCUCCCUCCUGCCUCCAGCCACCCCAGCUGCCCAGGGUGCCCACAAUGCUGCCCUGGGCCAGCUGAUGCCACCAUGUUCCAGGUGCUGCCAGUGCCUGCCGUGCCACAGCCAGUCCCCCCUGAGGGGAAUGCUGGUCUUCUGCCACCUGGACAGGAGGACAUGGCUGUGCCUGGCUCCCAUCACCCCCACGGGCACCCCCAGCUGCACCAGAGGAAGCGGAGUCGUGGCAGGAGCAGGAGCUUGUCUCAGCAGCACGCGCUGCACCGGGAGCUGCCAGGCCCUGAGCACGUCCCCAGCUCUGAGGGAAGGGUCAUCCCUUCAGCACCGCCCUGGCCAGGGCUGCCAGAGCCCAGAGCUGCUGGCACCGUCCCUCUCCUCCAGUGGGAAGAGGCACUGGACUGGCUGGCAGAGCAGAUCUGAGCUGCCACAGGCACAGCAUGGAUGGGGCCAGCGUCAGGGAUCUGGCACAGACCAGGGG
Messenger RNA from Taeniopygia guttata (zebra finch), 2719 nucleotides. The record is from RefSeq and is a predicted model, not a curated record. NCBI's taxonomy places the organism in Eukaryota, Metazoa, Chordata, Aves, Passeriformes, Estrildidae.